AUGCUGUGCUCCUGCUACGGGGACGGCGAGGCGGAGGCGCCCGGCAGCGUGCUGCGGUCGGACUGGGUGCGCGCGCGGCUCGACUACGCCCUGGCCGUGGAGCGGCGGCGCUUCGUCGUCGUCUCGUCGCCGCAGGCCGAGGACGCGAGCGUGUGUUGCUACGCCGACGGCGGUCGGCGGAGUCCGCUCUGCCGCGUGCGCCUCGAGCACGUCGUCAUCACGGGCGACGACGGCCGGCGGUGCCGCGUCUGGCGCCGCGACGGCGCGCGGCCCGCGCUCUGCUUCGCGCUCCGCUUCGAGACGCUCGGGGCCAAGCUCGACUGGUGGCGGGCCGCGCGGCGCGCCGCGCGCGAGGCGGCCGUACGACGGGGCGCGCCGCCGCGGCCGCGGACCGGCCUCGAGAGCCCCGUCGCGGCGAACCUGGACCUCAAGGCCGCGCUCCGCGCGUGCCGCGAGGGCGCGCGGGGCGACGGCGAGGAGGCCAAGGACGAGCCCGAGCCCCUCCCGGCGCCGGACGACGAGCCGCCGACGCCGCGCCGGCCGAGCGAGGCGCCGCCGGAGACCGAGCGCACCGUGGUCUGGCGCGCGCACGGCAUGUGCGUCUGCGAGGACGCGCGCGGCUGUGUGCAAAUCAAAUCUUCAACCCGACUUCAAUGUGAGCGUAUUCGAAUGUUUUGA
Aureococcus anophagefferens is the source of this 678-nucleotide messenger RNA. RefSeq lists its product as hypothetical. The coding region runs from base 1 to 678 and encodes 225 amino acids. Lineage: Eukaryota; Pelagophyceae; Pelagomonadales; Pelagomonadaceae. The record is from RefSeq and is a predicted model, not a curated record. The transcript has a single exon.